Cucurbitaria berberidis CBS 394.84 is the source of this 2757-nucleotide messenger RNA. RefSeq lists its product as uncharacterized. Lineage: Eukaryota; Fungi; Ascomycota; Dothideomycetes; Pleosporales; Cucurbitariaceae. Gene Ontology annotation, cellular component: P-body; cytoplasm. The record is from RefSeq and is a predicted model, not a curated record. Bases 1 to 2757 code for a protein of 918 amino acids. Gene Ontology annotation, molecular function: manganese ion binding; RNA binding; 5'-(N(7)-methylguanosine 5'-triphospho)-[mRNA] hydrolase activity. The transcript has 3 exons. Gene Ontology annotation, biological process: deadenylation-dependent decapping of nuclear-transcribed mRNA; nuclear-transcribed mRNA catabolic process, nonsense-mediated decay.
AUGACGGUGCUGGCGACGUCGCGCUACAUACCCGUAUCUUUCUUCCCCAUUCUUCUUGCGGCUGUGUACGCCUCUACUACCCGCCGCCACCUUCUAGACCACGCGCCGCUACGGACCAGCUGUCUGACGCCCUGCCCUCAAGCUCCCCACCCGCUCCUCACAUGCUGCGCGACACGGGCCAGAAUUACCACCGCAAUGACAAACACAAAGAUGGCGCUAGUUGACUGGCUGGAUGACUUGUGCGUCCGCUUCAUCGUCAACCUCCCCAACGAAGAGCUCCAGUCGGUGGAGCGAAUAUGCUUUCAGAUCGAGGAAGCGCAAUGGUUCUACGAAGACUUCAUCCGUCCGCUGGACCCCAACAAUCUGCCGUCUAUGCAUUUGCGCAAGUUCUCGCAGCUCAUGUUCCAGCACUGUCCGCUGUUCUCGGCCUACUCAGAAGAGCUCCACCAGCAGGCGUACGAGCAGUUCCUCGCCUACAAGACACGCGUACCUGUCCGCGGCGCGAUAAUGCUGAAUGAGGACAUGACACACGCCGUCCUGGUCAAGGGAUGGAAGAAGGGCGCAAAGUGGAGUUUCCCAAGAGGAAAGAUCAACAAAGAGGAGGCAGACUUGGACUGCGCAGUAAGAGAGGUCUACGAAGAGACAGGCUUUGAUUUGAAGGAGGCCAACUUGGUAGAACUAGACGAGCACAUGAAGAAGAUCACUGUCACCAUGCGCGAACAGAGCAUGAUGCUCUACGUCUUCCGUGGCGUGCCCAUGGACGCAUACUUCGAGCCGCGCACGAGGAAGGAGAUUUCCAAGAUCGACUGGUACAAGUUGACGGACCUCCCCACCCUCAGACGCAAGAAUCAAGUACAACAGCAAGGGCCGGGGAAUGAUUUGAUAAAGGAGAGCAGCUUCUAUAUGGUUGCGCCUUUCCUCGGACCGCUCAGGUCUUGGAUAAAGCAGCAGCACAAACUCGACAGGCACAGGGUUAGGAAUAGCGCACAUCUAGCCCCGCCUGUCGCUAUCACAGACGACGAGGACCUGCAGCCUGACAUCUACGAGACAACCGCUGACGAAGCUCCUCCGGUCGCAGAAACGCAACCUACGGACAACUUCGCCAAUCUCGUUGCCCAACUAGGCCGGAAUCAUCGUCCGAGCGAUACCCUGCCAGAAGUGUCGAUGCAGCAACAGAUUCAAUCACCCGUGGAUCCUGCAGCAGAGCUCAAGCGACUGCUGAGCGUGGGUAUGGACAUGACAUCACCUCCUGUGGAGGCACCCAGUGCUGCAACACCUAGCCACGCCCAAGCAAACCCGCUGCUAGCUUUGUUUCGACAAGGCAGCGGCCAGGCUACAGGCCCUCGAGUGCCUUUGCCGCAAACUCCGAUCGAACAAGUCAUGUCUCCGCCAACGCAGCCUCAGAGCCCCCAUGGGCAACACUACCCUCGACCACCGCAGAAUUACAACAUGCCCCCGCCUCCUUUUCCUUUCCCACCGCACCCUCAAGAUCUACCAAUCCACGGCCUUCCACAGUAUUUCAAUGGCAUGCCUACGCACAUGUCGCCCCAGUACAUGCCUCCUCCACCACAGGCACCAAACAUGCAGCAAGCGUUCGACCAAAGAAACCCGCGGGCACCAUUGCAACAGGCCAGUGGCUCUCAUUUUACUGAAGGACAAGGGCGACCAGCGAUACCGCCUGCAUCGAACUUGCCUGCCCCAAAUCUUUCCGCGCAUACCCAAGGGCUGUUGAAUAGCUUCAGGAUCAACGAACAGAAGCCAGCGCCCGCCCCAUCAUCCGCAACCAUUCCAACUCAAGUGCAACGAAGCUCGCAAACUACGCCAAGGAUACAGCAUCCCCUUCCUCAACACCGCCCGCAUGACCUUGUCUCGCCUCAGAGCCAAUAUGCACCUAGUCCUCCUCAGUUUAAAUCGCCUCCAGUCAACUCCAAUUUUCUGCCAGUGCAACCGAAGCCAAGGUCCAUGCAUCAAGAUUCUCUGUUGACACUCUUCAGAACCACGCCCCCAGUAGCGAGUCCGGAGCCUGCUGAGCUCUCAGCUCAUCCUACGACUCCAGCCUAUGUGUCUGCACAACCGGCUGCGAAUUCUUCAAGGUUUCCUAAUCCAGGUCUCCUUGAAUCUUUUGGUACACUACCCACGAAAAAGGACAUGACAUCGGCUACGGUUAGUGGGCCUGUGAAUGCGCCGGAUUUCGAUACCAUGAAGAAGAACACGCAACAUCAUCUGAGUGGGAGUUCACGUGGGCCAUCGCCGGCAACGCAGAUGCCAUUCAUGCCUCAACAGAUCUUGAAACGCGAACAGACAAAGGCAGCGCCUCGAAGCCCUUCAGACCUUCCUAAUGCCGCACAGAACGGACCCCCGCAGCCUGCUGCGAAGGUCUCCGGCCCACCACAAACAACGUUCAAACCUCAGAUCUUAAAGCGGCCUCAACAGCAACAGCAGCCGACUGUCGCGCUAGCACCGGUACCCAGGCCAAACGCCCAUGCACAAGGGUUACUCGACAUGUUCAAGGGUCCUUCUCCGCAGCCAGCACCAGCCCAGCCUGUAUUACCGACACGUUCCCCUGCGCCUGUAACAGCACCGCUCACUUCAGACCGACGCGAAUCCGUCCCUCACGAACAAAAGUCUGCCCUACUUGCCCUCUUCGGUAGCAAAACCUCACCCGGUCCCCAACAAUCACGAUCCCCUAUUCCUCCCACACGCUCUCCAUUCCCACCGACCCCCAAAACCUCAAUACUGCUAGCCCUGCCGGUCUAG